This is a messenger RNA of Manis javanica (Malayan pangolin), 2915 nucleotides long. RefSeq names its product spermatogenesis associated serine rich 2 (gene SPATS2). Gene Ontology annotation, molecular function: protein binding. Gene Ontology annotation, cellular component: cytoplasm. Lineage: Eukaryota; Metazoa; Chordata; Mammalia; Pholidota; Manidae. The record is from RefSeq and is a predicted model, not a curated record.
GGGGCGAAGAGCUCGAAUCCCUGCGAGACCGGUGAGGAUCGGCUGACGCUCUGGCCGUCUGUCGGGGCUGCGAUUCCCUGCCCACCGCCAGAAUUUCUGUGGAAAAAAAAGACAUGAGUGCCUGCAAUGAGAUUUCCUGACAAGAAGUUGAUACAAGAGAAGGAAAGGAGAUCAACAGUAGCAAACUGGUUUCAGAUAACCAGGAUUUUGUACUUAUCAUCUCCAACUACAGACGUCAUUGCCUACUUUUAAGUCAGAGAUAACUACAGUCAGAACACAGACAAGGCGAAAGGAUACAUUUCUUCUGCAUUUUUUGAGAUUAGAGAAACUGCAAUGUCUAGGAAACAAAGCCAGAAGGAUUCAUCAGGAUUUAUUUUUGAUUUACAGUCCAAUACGGUACUGGCCCAGGGAGGAGCUUUUGAGAACAUGAAAGAAAAGAUAAAUGCAGUGCGUGCAGUAGUUCCCAAUAAGAGCAACAAUGAAAUCAUCCUGGUUUUGCAGCACUUUGAUAAUUGUGUGGACAAAACAGUACAGGCAUUUAUGGAAGGUAGUGCCAGUGAAGUACUCAAAGAAUGGACAGUAACAGGCAAGAAAAAGAACAAAAAGAAGAAAAACAAACCAAAACCUGCAGCAGAAGCAAGUAACAGUAUCCCAGAUUCCAGUAAAUCAGUUUCCAUUCAAGAGGAGCAGUCUACACCUUCCUCAGAGAAAGGUGGUGUUAAUGGUUACCAUGUCAACAGUGCCAUCAAUGAUACUGAGUCUGUGGACUCACUCAGUGAAGGUAUGGAGGUACUUUCAAUAGAUGCCAGAGAAUUGGAGGAUCCUGAGUCUGCCAUGCCAGAUACACUGGAUAGAACAGGAUCCAUGCUGGGGAAUGGUGUCUCUGAUUUUGAGUCCAAGCCUUUGACUAUGCACUCUACUCAGAAUUCUCAACAAAAUAGGAAUGCUGCCAAGUCUCUCUCAAGAUCAACUGCAGGACCUCAGUUUUUGAAUCUGGGGAUUGAAAAUGUUCCACUCUCCACCAAUAAAAAGCUAGGUUCCAACAUUGAAAAAUCUGUGAAAGACCUCCAGCGCUGCACAGUGUCUCUUGCUCGGUAUCGCGUUGUAGUUAAAGAAGAGAUGGAUGUUUCCAUUAAGAAAAUGAAACAAGCAUUUGCUGAAUUGCAGAGUUGUUUAAUGGAUCGAGAAGUGGCAUUGCUUGCUGAAAUGGACAAAGUGAAAGCCGAAGCAAUGGAAAUUUUGCUCAGCCGGCAAAAGAAAGCCGAACUUCUAAAGAAGAUGACUGAUGUGGCUGUUCGAAUGUCAGAGGAGCAAUUGGUUGAGCUCAGAGCUGAUAUAAAGCACUUUGUUAGUGAACGUAAAUAUGAUGAGGAUCUGGGACGAGUAGCCAGGUUCACCUGUGACGUAGAGACCCUAAAGAAGAACAUUGAUUCAUUUGGACAAGUGUCCCAUCCAAAGAAUAGCUAUUCCACCAGAUCCCGAUGUAGCUCAGUUACAUCUGUGUCCUUGAGUAGCCUGGGCGAUGCCUCUGCUGCUUCCUCUUCCACCUGUGCGUCCACUCCCAGCCUUACCAGUGCUAACGAGAGACACUCGGGACCAGGACAGACUCCUGCAGCCAGAGCAAAUCCCAGUGGCCGGCCCUGCCAGCCUCAACGAGAGGUAUUGCCGGGGAACAGACAAGGAGGACAAGGCUACAGGCCACAAGGCCAAAAGUCCAGUGACUCCACGAACCAAGGGCGACAUGACAAUGGGGGUCGUUACAGAAAUAGCUCUUGGUAUUCAUCUGGUUCCAGGUAUCAGAGUGCUCCAUCCCAGACAUCAGGAAACACUAGUGAGCGAGGCCAGGCUCACUCUGCAGGGACCAAUGGAACUGGAGCCAGCACAGAGCCCAGCCCACCCAAACCCUCAUUCAAAAAAGGGCUCCCCCAGCGCAAACCCAGGACCUCUCAGCAUGAAGCCGUGAACUCUUGAGGGAAAUUCAGUUGGCCUCUCUCCUCUCUCUCACACAAUUCAACUUGGUAACUGGACUUUAGGAAACAUAUAGUGAGAUUUAAUAACAGAAAGAAGUAUGCGCAUAUCACUUUUUAUGCCAUUCUAAAUAUUUUUGGUUUCUUCUCUCAUUUUCUUUUUACCGUUUUUGGAAGGGACGUCGUUUCUCCUUUGACCUUUCCCAAAGAUAGAUUGAAGUGACCUUGAAUAGAUUGAUUCUGAUUGGUCAUUUCCAUAGGAAUAACAGGCAAGUGUUGCCAGGUCUCUGAGGGCAAGCAGUGUCCUUCCCAGUGCACAGGCCUUUCAGUCGCCUGAAGAGGCCUCCCUCAGCAGCUCCCUGCUAUUCCGGUUCUCAGGAGAUGCAUCAGAGCUAGUCUUGUUGCUUUUCCAGUCUAAGCAGAAGCCCCACAUGCCUGUCAGGAUCCCUCUAAACAGCAGUGUAACCAGGAGAGGCAGUGAGGGGAGUGUGUCCUACACUGAAUUAGCCAGAGAAGGGUAUAUUUAAUUGAUGAGAGGGGAAGACACUAGGAAACAUUGAGAAGAGGCCUCUGCUCCCAGAACAUUCCUAAGAUUGAUGCUCAGAUCAGUGUUUCAGUCUCCUACUUGGCACCAUAGCCUAACCUGCAGUUUCUCCAAAAUUCCCAAAGUUGCCUUUCCUAUUAGGUUAGGCUACAAAUCAGUCCAGGGAAGCCUAUGGGAAAGUAGCAUUUAAUUAAAGUGAAAAAAGGAAAAAAAAAAGUAUUUCUUUGUUUCAAUAUUUGAAGAUUUUGUUGUUAUUGUUCUCCCUCUUUCCUGAAUGCUAUUCUGAUCCUGAACCAAAUUUAUAGCAAUACAAUUAGUGUUAAUCUAAGAUGUUGCCUAUCAAAAAAUUGCCACAGUCAGUCUUUAUAUUUGAAUAAAUAAAAUCAACUACAUAAACGUUCCCA